UGGUAUGCUGCCAUCACUCCCUCUCUCUCUUGGGAGCCCAAUCUGAAGCUGGACAGGAUGUCCAGAGUGAAGAGGACCCUGAGCAGUGAAUGUGUGCUGCCCUACUACACGGCGCGCAACUACCGCUCGAUGGGUGUGUUCAACACCUCCAUGGGGGACCUGCAGCGGCAGCUGUACAAGGGAGGCGAGUAUGAAAUCUUCAAGUACGCACCCAUGUUUGAGAGUGACUUUAUCCAGAUCAGCAAGAAAGGAGAGGUGAUGGAUGUGCACAAUCGCGUCCGCAUGGUGACCGUGUGCAUCGUGUCCACCAGCCCCGUUCUCCCACUCCCCGAUGUCAUGCUGCUGGCCCGGCCAGCCAAAGUCUGCGAACAGCGCACCAAACAUGGCCUGCUUACCAAGAAGAGAAACCAGAAGCCCAAGAGGACUCUUGAGCUCACCAGGCUAAUUCCCUUGAAGUUCGUCAAGAUCUCCAUCCACAAUCGUGAGAAACAGCAGCUGCGCCUGAAGCUCGCCACAGGCCGGACUUUCUAUCUGCAGCUGUGCCCCUCCUCAGAUGCGCGCGAGGAUCUCUUCUGCUACUGGGAGAAGCUUGUCUAUCUCCUGAGGCCGCCCCCUGACAGCUGCAGCAGCACCCCAACUAUUCGGACUGGGGAUGCAGCUACUCCAGAUGACAAAAGCCUACUAGCUUCAGACAUCUGUGGAGAAGGGGAUCAAGAUUCUGGGCUGCUGAAGUUUCAUGAGGUGCGUGGAGCCUCUUCUUCUGCUUUUGCUGGGGGAGAGGGAAUUCAACUUGCCACCGCUGCUGCUGCAGGAUCGGCCAAAGGAGGAGCGGCAGGAACAAUGGGUGGGGGCACAGCUGUGGGGACAUCGACCAGCCCUACAGUGGGUCUGGCCAUGGCAGGGGCAGCGACAGGCCCCACAGGUGGUGCAAUGAGUGUGGCAGCAGCGAAGCCUGCAGGCUCAGGCCAGGACACCAUGGCCCUGGCAGGGGCAGCUACCAAGGAGACGGCCGAAGGCAGAGCCAGCAAGGCCAUGGCGGCAGGCACCAGUGUAUCCUCAGACAAUAUCAAUGCAGUGCUGGCAGGUGCUGCAAGCACUUCCUCCAUGGGCACUUCCACGGCCGGGGCCACCAGUGUUUCCCGGGACAACAGUGUGAGUGUGGUUUUUGCAGGCGCCAUGACGACCAAGGCGCCUGCAGAAGAAAAAGCUAAAGGGUCAGUGGUGGCGCCCCUGGUUUCCACCCUGCAGAGCGAAGGCUACAUGUGUGAACGGGAUGGUAGCCAGAAGGUUCCCAAGGCCAGUGCUGAAGCCAGGAAGGAAAGACGGGAAAGAAGAGAAAAGAAGGACAGACAUGCCAGUAGGAAGAGCUCACACCAUCGCAGGGUGGGUGAAAGCCACCGGCACAGGUCAGGUGGGGACAAGAGCCGGAAAUCCUCAUCCCACCAGUCUGUGUCUAGCCACAGGAACAAGAGAGAUGAAAGAAAAGGAAAAGGGUCCAGUAAAGGAAGAAGCAAAGGACAUGGCUCCCCUCACAAAAGUCGCAGCCACAGCUCCUCCAACAGGGAGCCCAGGGCCUCUCACAAAGUGGGGAAGAAACGAUCCACAGCCAGUUCGAGCUCUUUAACAAAGAAAUCCAGUAAAAUCAGUUCCUUUUUGAGGAGCUUCAUAUCUUCGCCGAGUUCAAAGACAGCCCUCAUAUCACGUGACCAAGAAGUAGACAUUGUGACAAAGACAGUGGAAAGACGCAACAUAGAGACGAAGAUGGAGAAAGGCCAGGGAGGCCAGGAGGUGGAGAUCUGUGGGACCAUGACAUCUGAAACAAUGGAGACCAUCAUCUUUGAAGCCAAAUCCAUUUAAAUAGGAGGCAAUCCGGUGGGAAGCUAGAACAGCAACAACAGAGAGCUGGGCUCAAGAAAGUAUC
Molecule: messenger RNA, 1921 nt
Organism: Octodon degus (degu)
Lineage: Eukaryota; Metazoa; Chordata; Mammalia; Rodentia; Octodontidae
Gene: Garin3
Product: family with sequence similarity 71 member B
Exons: 2
Coding region: 58-1857 (599 amino acids)
Cellular component (GO): nucleus
Source: RefSeq, a predicted model, not a curated record